This is a messenger RNA of Austrofundulus limnaeus, 3166 nucleotides long. It is a transcript of the gene lca5, whose product is annotated as lebercilin LCA5. The record is from RefSeq and is a predicted model, not a curated record. NCBI's taxonomy places the organism in Eukaryota, Metazoa, Chordata, Actinopteri, Cyprinodontiformes, Rivulidae. Bases 196 to 2559 code for a protein of 787 amino acids. The transcript has 9 exons. Gene Ontology annotation, cellular component: axoneme. Gene Ontology annotation, biological process: intraciliary transport.
CCUGCGGUUGCCAUGGCACGGCGUCAGAGGCUCCACGGAAGCAAAGCACCGUGAUUUAAAAGAUUAAGGUUAAACUAUGAUAACCUAUAGUUGCUGUUUUAGGGUGGAUAAUUUCGUGACAGCGUUUAUUAAAACGUCCGUCGUUGCCGUUUGCCUUCAGAAAAGGGGGAAGAUAAACCUUCCUGAAGUGACAUCAUGGACUCUGAAAAAGCAGCUGAUCCUGUCGAAGACAACCGGGACCUGAGUCGCCUUUCCCAUCAAACUUCAAAGAAAGAUUCUCGAGCAUCAUCUGUGCACCAGAAGAACUUACAGGACAAAUCUACCAGUAGGGACAAAAAUAAAAGCAGUGCUGAGAGCAGGUCAAACACAAGAAUGAGGCUUUCAGAUCCAGACCGGGACCAGGUGUCAGAUGAGGAGAGAAGGGGAAGCGAUGGUUCGUUUUAUUCAGAAGACUAUGAGAACGAGACGCCGUCACAGCGCUCGCUUUCACCGCUCUCCCGCUCUCGGACUCCAUCCCCCGUCCCACAAAGAGGGCUUCGGGCAAAGCAGAUUUCUAGAAGCUCCUUCCACAAAACAGGUGGAGUGGGGCGCAGGGCCUUGUCUCGUCCACAUCGAGCGGGGGGCCUCUCCUUGACCCAUCAGCAUCGCAGGGGACCCCGGUCCCAAAGCAAGGAAUCAACACCCCCUAAAGACCUGGACCUGGUUACCAAGCGGAUGCUCUCAGCCCGCCUCCUGAAGAUCAACGAACUGCGCAACUCUCUCUCUGAACUGCAGCAGCGCACUGACGAUCUGCAAAAGGAAAAUCGAAUCCUCAAACAACUUCAGGCGCGUCAAGAGAAGGCCCUGCAGCGUUACGAUGACACCGAGAGCGAGAUUUCCCAGCUGCUGUCGCGCCACUCCAACGAGCUCCACGUGCUGCGGGAGAGGCUCAGGCGGACGCAGGAGCGGGAACGGGCGGCCGAGCGGCGGUCCAAAGACGGCGAGGAGCAGCUGCAACGGAGCCGAGCGACCGUCGCGCGACUGAAGAAGCUGGUGGACCAGCGAGAGCUGGGAGCCAGAGACGAGCUGAGCCGCAGACUGGAGGAGGAGAAAACUCGGGCUCAAGAAGCUGAAUGGAAGAAUAAGGAGCUGGAGCGCAGCAUGGAGCUGAGCAUCAACAGCUAUCAGAGGCAGCUGGUUGCAGAGAAGAAGAAGACUCUCAGCGCUCAGGAGGAGAUCAAGAGUCUACGUGAAGAGGUGGAACGACUGGCCGUAAAACUCAAGGAAAAAGAAAGAGAGCUGGAUGCUAGGAAUAUUUAUGCCAACCGCAUGAUGAAAACCCCAGUUCGAAAAGAGUUGGAUGGUAGCACAAAGCAGAAAGUCCUCAGCAGGAACAGCACUAAGGCAGUACAGACUGAAGACAGAGCAUCGAGUCUGGGUUUCCCCUCCCCUCCUCCUGCUGUCAGCGAUGCCAGUGAGUACGGCGAACAGGCUCCGAACGAGUACCUGUCUCUGAAGGUGGAGUUUGACAAAGUGGACAAUCACGCAGGGCCAGAGAAGACGCCUCUUGAAGAACAAAAGAAGAAAGAAAAAGACGGAGAGAAGAAGAAAGAGCAGGAGGCGGAGCCGAAACAAUUCAGCCGGGAUCUGAAUGUGCUGAAGGCAAAUAGAUUGAGUGAUAUUAAAGACAAUCUCAUGACAACCUCGGAAAAUGGCGGAGAGGGAGACAGAAAGAAGACGAGUUCACUUUUUACCCAGAAAGAAGACGACUUCUCCUGGGGGCGAGGCCAUGUCCAGGAGAAGGUGGCGAGGUGGAACCAGGACUCUCUGGCCAAUCAGCAAUCAAUGGAGGAAACGCAGCGGAAGAAAGAGAAGCUCCUGGCUAAGAUGCGCGAAAUCGACCUUCAAAACCAGGGAGCCCAAGAUGCCAUAUUUGCUGAGUUAAGCCCCGCCGAACCUAAAAAGAGUACGAGUGCGUUUUCUUCUCCACGUCCUCCCGAGCAGAGGAACUGUAACUCCUCUGUUUUUAACCAUAACGAGUCAGAGGACGCCGGGAUUAGAGAAGCUGGAAGGAGGAGGCCAGGUGUGGAGAGUGGAGCCGUUACAGCAGGAACAGGAAGGCGAGCGCUGCGAUCACAAACCUCCAGCGACAAGUUGGCAUUUGGAGGUUACGCGCCUUCGUUUGGACAUUCAGCCUCCCAGGUUUCCUCUGUCCCUCAGCCUUUGCCCAAAGAGGACAGGAGCUCUGCGUUAGAAGACGCAGGACUUUUUGAUCUCGGAGGGAUGGAGACAGAGAAGAGAGUGGACAGCGACAAGAAGGCGAGCCUCUUGCAGCAGCUGUUCGGUGCCCAGGCCGUCCUCGCCGCUGAAACAGCUAGCGCCGUCAAUAAAAUGGAGGUGCUCAAUAACUCUGCAGCCCCCAAUGGAGUGCGUUCAAGACGGGACACACUCCUCAGCUUCAGCUCAGGGUCUUCCACUCCUCCUGCAUCCUCAGUCAACACCCUGCGCGUUGCAGAAAGCAAACCUGCAAUCCGUGCCAUCAGGUCGUUUGAUGAUGAAAUAGAGGAAUUCGCUUUAUAAACCAACAGCUUUCAGUCACACAAUAAAGACACCGUAACGUUGUGACUGCUGCAAGAUGAGGGACGGGGUGAACACUUUUUAUUUCAAGUUUUAAAAUUAAACUUUAGAACAUUGCCAUGUUUUUUAACACUUGUUGUGCGUUUGUAAUCCUAAUAUAACAAUAAUAUAUUUUCUUCAGCUGUUUAGUGAAAAUCCGUUCAAAAGUUUUGGAUGUGUUUGUAAUUUACAGAAAUAUAUUUUAGUGGGUUAUACAAUUUUUGAGGCACUUCUAAAUUUUGUGGAAUAAGAUUUUUUGUUAUAACCUUAGCAAUUUGUGAUUCUGAAACAGGAGUUUUAAUCACAAGUAGUUUCUAUUCUCAAUGACAAUCAGCACUAAAAUGCUGCAAUUUAGUUUAUUUAUUUAUUUGACUUGUUAAAAACACUUUUCUACAUUGACUCGUUGUAAAGACUUAAUUUAAAUACAUAUAAUUUGAUGUAUUUGUUACAUGUUUGUGAAAUUAUUUAUUAUAUAUAAGGCAUUUGUUUUUUUUAACCUUUUGUAAUUAUUUGGAAAAUAAAACAAAAAUAAAAUAAAAUAUCAUGAUAGUGAUGAUUUACCUGCUUAUCA